AUGGGUCUCUCCAGCGAAGCUGUGAACAAACUGCAGAGUGCGUUCAAUGAUGCCUGCGCCGACCGAGACAAGGGCCUCCCCGGAGUCGUAGGAGUCGCCGUAGGGAGGGAUGGCAAGGAAUUGUUUGCCCAUGCUGCGGGCAAGCGAGGCUUUGGUUCUGAAGAGCCCAUGACCCUCGACAACAUCUUCUGGAUCGCUUCGUGCACCAAGAUGAUCACGGGUGUUGCCUGCAUGCAGCUCGUGGAGCAAGGAAAGCUGUCCCUGGACGAUGCCGCGCAGACAGAAUCUCUGUGUCCAGAACUCAAAGACCUGCAGGUGCUUCAAUCCGAUGGAAAGCUCGUGGCCAAGAAGCGAGGAAUCACGCUCAGGAUGCUGCUCACGCACACAGCUGGAUUCGGCUACACCUUUUUCAACAAUGAACUUCGCGACCACAGCAAGCCGAUCGGGUAUGACGAGUUUUCGGGCCACCUGAGCGACAUCAUCCAACCUCUUGUGUUCCAGCCUGGGGAGGGGUGGCAGUACGGGGUGGGCAUUGACUUUGCAGGUUUUUGCGUCGAGCGGGCGACGGGCCUGUCGCUCAACCAGUACUUCCAGAAGAACAUCUUCCAACCCUUGGGUCUGAAAAACAUUUCCAUGUUCCCCAACGGGCAGAUGAAGGACCGGUUGGCCUACAUGAACUCCCGCGCGCCCGAUGGCAAACUCAGUCCGCGAGAUCAUCUUCUGCAUCGCCCCUUGGUGGUGGCGACGCAAGAAGAGAUCGACUCCUGCGUGAACAGCGGAGGCGCAGGAUGCUUCGCCAAACCCCAAGAGUACUGCCAGAUCCUCGCCACCUUGCUCAACGACGGCAAAUCUCCCAAGACUGGAGCCCAGAUCCUGCAAAAGGCCACCGUCGAUUCCAUGUUCCAGAACCAAAUCUCCCAAUUUCCGGACUUCGGCAGACAGGGAAUCCCUCCGGCAAAGCCGGAUCUCACCAACGAGAUCCCGGAUCUGUAUCCCGGCAAAAGUCAAGGCUGGGGCUUGACCUUCAUGAUCUCGGACGGGCCCACCGGGAGGUCCAACGGCACUGGUCAUUGGGCCGGCUUGCCCAACUUGUUCUGGUGGUGUGACCGAGAAAAGGGUGUGGCGGGUAUCAUCGCCUCACAGGUCCUACCUUUUGCCGAUGCACAGGUUUUGGGCUUGUGGGUUAAUUUUGAAUCUGGGGUGUACAGUGGGCUGCUUCAGUGA
Molecule: messenger RNA, 1224 nt
Organism: Capronia epimyces CBS 606.96
Lineage: Eukaryota; Fungi; Ascomycota; Eurotiomycetes; Chaetothyriales; Herpotrichiellaceae
Product: beta-lactamase
Exons: 3
Coding region: 1-1224 (407 amino acids)
Source: RefSeq, a predicted model, not a curated record